Molecule: messenger RNA, 1281 nt
Organism: Emericellopsis cladophorae
Lineage: Eukaryota; Fungi; Ascomycota; Sordariomycetes; Hypocreales; Bionectriaceae
Product: Diencephalon/mesencephalon homeobox protein-like protein
Exons: 2
Coding region: 1-1281 (426 amino acids)
Biological process (GO): regulation of transcription by RNA polymerase II
Cellular component (GO): nucleus; RSC-type complex
Molecular function (GO): DNA binding; DNA-binding transcription factor activity, RNA polymerase II-specific
Source: RefSeq, a predicted model, not a curated record
AUGUCGCGGACUACAGAGUCCAAGCCUCGCCUCUCCAAAGAAGAAGUCGAAACACUCGAAGCCGAGUUCCAGAAGAACCACAAGCCCAACAGCAGUACCAAGAAGGCAUUGGCAGAGUCUAUGAGGGUGGACAAUGCGCGAAUCAACAAUUGGUUUCAGAAUCGCCGGGCAAGAGAGAAGAAGGAGAGGAACAUACGCGAGUACGAAGCCCGCCAGAAGCUGGAGAAGCAGAAGAACGCAGUCGAGGGCGGCAUGACCGAAGCACCCGACCGCAAAAGCAACCUGGUAGCGUCGAGUGCACCGUUCCCCAACGCACAGCGACCUCCCCAGCGCGUGUCGUCUUCCUCGCGCGUGAUUCGUGACUCUCCUCUAUCGGAUGAGGGAGGCCCGCAGACGCAGCUGAGCUCCAAUGCGUCCAAUGCCGGGUCUUUCGUGGCCCAUGGUUCAUGCACAUCCCCGUCCAACGCACCUUCAGAGUCGAAUGACGCUGAGUUUGUCCUGUCCACGGACGACGAAGACACGGACUAUUAUGGCAAACCGAUUUCUGACAUUGGUACCGGGGGUGAUUUCCGGAAUCCUCCCUCGAUCUUCACCGCUUAUAGCACCGAUAAUCUCGCAGGGUUCCCUCCAAUGGCCCAGUCGUCUCCCGAGCAUGAUCUCUCGCUGAGGUCACCAGCCUCCUUCGAUAUCGCGGCACGCCGCAACCGCCGCCCGCCACCCCUGGCCAUUGAUGGUCGAAGCUGCUCGGCUGGCGCGCCGAGAGGUGGGCUGGACAUGAUGCGCAAGGGCGACACGAUGCGGCGCGUAGCGUCUGCCACAGGUUCUAUGCGCAUCUCAAAGCCCAUGGGGGCUCCUCGCAGUCCAUACAUGCUCAGCCGAUCUCCUGUCCCCACGGGCGUCAGGGGGAGCCAUGCGCCACCAACGCCCGAUACACCCGUGCUGGCCAACCACCCUGGCGUCAACACCCUCGAUCGAGGGGCCGGCGUAUCGGAACUGGCAAUCCGUGACCCUAACCUUCGCACGCCGCCCACGACUCCCGGCGUUUCCCAGACCUUUUUCAGUCUCAAUUCGAUCUACGAUAUGCCCAUGACGGAGAGUGGCCUGCCCACAUCGUCCCUUGGUCGGUACAACGGAGGCCUCGAGCACCCCGGCGUCUCAGUCGGCGCACAACAUUACUUCACCAAUCCCGGUCUUAGCCAGCCGCAGACACCUUCAUUUGUGUCUCCUAUCAGUCACUUCGGCAUGGAUGCUGGCCAAGGGCCUGAAUACGCGUGGCCAUAG